Molecule: messenger RNA, 771 nt
Organism: Clonostachys rhizophaga
Lineage: Eukaryota; Fungi; Ascomycota; Sordariomycetes; Hypocreales; Bionectriaceae
Source: the annotation of a GenBank genome assembly
AUGUCACUAUCAGGUCUCGUUAUUGCCAUCACGGGUGGUGGUGGUGGGAUCGGCCUGGCGACCGCGAAGCUCGUGGCCGAGCGCGGCGGCGUCCCCUGUCUCUCAGAUAUCUCGUCCGAUAGCCUCGCCGAGGCAGAGGCAUACUUCAAGGAGCACAAGUACAACUUCUUGGCACACAAAGUCGAUGUUUCCGACCGUGGCGAGGUUGAGAGCUGGCUGGAUGACAUCGUGGCGCACUUCGGUCGACUCGACGGUGCUGCCAACAUCGCUGGUGUGAUUGGUAGAGAUCAUGGCGUUAAGGCGGUGUCUGAGCUCGACGAUGGUGAAUGGAACAAGAUCAUGGCCGUCAACCUCACAGGCACCAUGUUCUGCCUUCGCAAGCAGCUGCAGCUCAUAGUUGAUGGAGGUUCUAUCGUGAACGUGUCCUCAAUUCACGGAUUGACCGGCGAGUUCUUUCCACGUAUCGCAAAUCAUGGCGCAUAUGCGGCAAGUAAACACGGCGUCAUUGGACUGACCAAAGCGGCUGCCAAGGAGAAUGGAAAGCGAGAGGUGAGGGUCAACGCUGUUGCUCCCGGCUCGAUUGACACCCCGAUGAUGCGAGGCUGGUGGUCUGCAAACGACAGGCCGGCCGAUGCAGAGUUCUCGGACCCAACAGCCUUUCGGCGACUUGGAACGGCAGACGAGGUCGCGAAGCUCAUCGCUUUUCUUCUAGGGCCCGACAGCACUUUCACCACGGGGGCAGUGUACUCAGUAGACGGCGGGUGGCUCUGA